Lycium barbarum (goji berry) is the source of this 396-nucleotide messenger RNA. RefSeq lists its product as uncharacterized. The transcript has a single exon. Bases 1 to 396 code for a protein of 131 amino acids. NCBI's taxonomy places the organism in Eukaryota, Viridiplantae, Streptophyta, Magnoliopsida, Solanales, Solanaceae. The record is from RefSeq and is a predicted model, not a curated record. Gene Ontology annotation, molecular function: RNA-DNA hybrid ribonuclease activity; nucleic acid binding.
AUGGAGCUUCAAGGGGCAAUCCUGGGAGAAGUUUCCUAUGGGUUUUGUUUAAGAAAUUCAGAUGGAAAUUUGAUUUAUGCUCAAGCAGAGGAUAUAGGAAUAGCUACCAAUACAGAAGCAGAGGUUAGAGGAGUUCUACAGGCUGUGAGGUAUUGCAAAAAUGUUCAGAUGGAUCAUAUUAUCAUGCAAACAGACUCACAGCUAAUACACAGAGUGCUUCUAGAAGAUUGGAAGCCAUCUUGGAAAAUUUCUCAAUGGGUAGAGGAGAUACAAGAAUUGGAGACAGGAAUGGACAUCAUCUAUACACAUAUAUUGAGGGAAGGGAACAAAUUGGCUAAUGCAUUGGCAAAUCAGGCUCUUGAUAUUGGCUCAUUUCAUUGCCAAACAUUUCAAUAA